Molecule: messenger RNA, 1342 nt
Organism: Chilo suppressalis (striped riceborer)
Lineage: Eukaryota; Metazoa; Arthropoda; Insecta; Lepidoptera; Crambidae
Source: the annotation of a GenBank genome assembly
GCAUAUAUUGGUCAAUAUGUUGAUAAACGAUUAACCUAAGCAAAAAUUUUAACUUCGCGUAUAUUUUAUUAAUUUUAUGCUCAAUUACAAUGAACAGUGUUUGGGGCGAAAAUCCUCCGGACGGCAUAGAUGUUUUGCUUCGAUGGCUAGCCACGCUUAGUUACCAAUCUAUAGCAGAACAUGCUAGUCAAUUUCUCGGAGAAGCGGAUUUGUCGGGCAAAGCCCAAUUAGAUUCUUUGAUCAAUCCAAAGGAUGCAGUUUUAAAAAUUGUACGACGCUGCGAUGAACUGUUUUACGAUUGCGAAUUCAAAGGCGACUCGGAGGAAUGCUGCGAUUUACUUGUACCAGUGUUCACUGAGAUGGGAUUCUGCUAUUCUUUUAAUUCCCGUCAUGCUGAAAAGACUUGGCCUUGGCAGACACAAGCUCUACCAGAUCAGUUCGUAGAAGCCUUUAUUCAUGAGACAGAUGCAAAAUGGUCAUUCCUUUUUAAUUCAUAUCGAAAUGACACUACCAUUGACAUUUACAUUCAUUCAACCGAAGAGGUCGCCGGUCUAGAGCAAAGUGCUCAACUGUCGUGGGAUCGUCGCGUAGAAAAAGUGUCGUUUUCAGUGAAGCACACCUACACAACUGAGGAUGCUCGCCAGUUGUCGAUCCGUCAACGCCGUUGUGUGUUCGCGGACGAGCAGAAACUAGAUACAUCGCCUAUCUACACGUAUACCAAUUGCAUGAGGCAGUGCCGCAUGCGCAGGAGUAGGGCGUACUGCAAAUGUGUACCGCAUUUUUACCCUGACACGAAAGGCUACAAAAGAUGCACUGUUCACGAGUUGGACUGCAUAGCGCGACACGCGGAAGCCAUUAUGGACGUCACACGGUGCGCCUGCGAGCUCGGCUGUACACACACCGUUUAUGAAGUUGAGAAGCUAUCUGAAGUUGACUCAUCGAAGGCAGGAGGUAUAAAUUCGCUGGAAACUGAGUUCGUUUCAUGGCCAAUGGUGCGAUACAAGCGCGAGGUACUCUUCGGUUGGGUUGAUUUGUUGGGUAAUGUUUUUUACAUAACGUUUUAUAAUCUUACUUAACAAAGGUAAUCUUUACAUCAUAACUAACAUAAAUUGCUCUCCUCUCCCAAAAUUGCGUCGUAUUCCUCAUUACUGAGGAUCGUGAUCGUGGCUCCCCCUAUAUGGUAAUGGUCAAUUUAUGCUAGCGCAGAGUCGAAGCGCAAUAGAAGCGUCAUUCAGAAACUGUAAAAUAACAAAAUAAUUCAACCUUACCUCCGCAAUGUAAUGCACAUAAGUAUUCCUUCUAGAGCUGAUAAAUUAGUGUUGGAUGCGGUCUUCUUAUUACC